This is a messenger RNA of Episyrphus balteatus (marmalade hoverfly), 5199 nucleotides long. RefSeq names its product zinc finger FYVE domain-containing protein 9 (gene Sara). The record is from RefSeq and is a predicted model, not a curated record. Gene Ontology annotation, biological process: endosomal transport. Gene Ontology annotation, molecular function: metal ion binding. Gene Ontology annotation, cellular component: early endosome membrane. The coding region runs from base 466 to 4752 and encodes 1428 amino acids. NCBI's taxonomy places the organism in Eukaryota, Metazoa, Arthropoda, Insecta, Diptera, Syrphidae. The transcript has 9 exons.
AUAUUUUCUUUCUUGAAGAAAAAAAAAACAUCUCUAAAACUUUAAAAAAAUUAUAAUAAAUUUUUUUUAAGGUGGUGUGUGGAUAAAAGGUGUCAAAUUGCAUUUAUGGUCUUUUUCAAAUUGCAAUGGAAAAAUGGUUAACUUCGAGUAUUACUUCUUAAACUCCUAAAACAAAAUAAUAAAAAAAAAAAAAACAAAAGUAGCAAAAAGAAAAACGUAGAACGAAGAACAAAAUGUUAUCGAAUUGAAAUGUAAAUUAAAUUUGUGUGUGAAGAUAUCCUGUGUUUUGCUAGUUCUUCAUUUAAGUGAAACAAUCUACAACAAUAUCGUAGAAGAAAAUAAAUUUCAUUAAAAAAAAAAAAGAAAAGAAUAAGAUUUUAUUCCUGGUCGUGUUUUUUCUUAUGUUUUUUUUUUUUUUUUUUUUCUAUGACAGCAAUUGGAGUUGAACUUGAAUAAACAACCAUCAUGGAUCUCGUUGAUAUAGAUAAGGUUUUAGAUAAUUUGGAACUUAAUGAAGAGGAGCAUCAAAAAGAGCGUCAAAACUUAACUUCAGAUAUUGUUUCUUCACAAUCGCAAAUUUCGUCAUCUGUUAAUGAACCUGAACAUAGUUUAAAUUAUGGCGUCACAACAACAUUGAAUAAUACAACAACAACUACAACAACAUCUACAGGAGAUCGUGUUAGUAAAUUUGUUGGUGUUUCUCAGGUAUUUAGUAGCUUAGAUGACUACCGAAAAAAUGUUGAAAGCUUAGAUUUGUAUACAAACAAUAAAAACGAUGGCAAUACAAAUACGAAUACAAAUUACAAUAAUUUGAAAAAUAACGAUCAUACACUUUUAAUGCGUAACGAUGGUGUCAAUGAUGAUGACGAAGAUGACGAAGAUGAAGAAGUAAGUAAAGACGAUGAAGAUGAGGAUGAAGAUGAUCCAUAUGCAGGUGAUGAAAUCAAUAAAUUUGUAAGCACAGAUGAAUAUGGAUUUUCGUCAAAUUCCAUAACAACAUCGUCAUCGUCAACAUUUUCAUCUGGACCAUCACCUGCUUUAAUUUCAACUGAAUCAGAAUCAUCUCUUAAUGCUAAAGAAGAGCUAGAAGUUCGAAGUGAAGCAGUAAAACAAAUAGAUACAAAUUCGCAACAAAUUAAAAACGACAGUACAACAAGUGAUGGUAUAGAGUCAAUACAACCUAAUGAAAAUGAUUGCUCAUCUGGCAACAGCAACAGCACCAGUAAGAUAAGAGCACAACAUCAACAACGUUCCGAAUUUGACGAUUUAGCUGUUGGUUUAUCCUCGAUAUCGCUCACAACCCAUCAAGAAAGUAUUUUAUCUCUAUCAGAAAUUGCUUCAGCGAGUAGUAAAUUUAAUUUGAAAACCGACAACUUAAGUUCAUCUCUAUCCCUAUCACAAACAACUAAGAAUAACUACCCUAAUUCAAAUGAAAAACCAGAGCAAUUGAAUGAACAGAAGAUAGAUAGCGGUGACACGGGGGAACAUCCGCAAUUGGAAAAUUCAAUAUCCGGAGAAGAGGAUUUAAUAAGAGUAGCAGCAACGACUCAGCCAAAUGUUAUGGUCACAUUCAGUUCCACAAUGGAUGAGAUAUCUGACACAGAACUUGAUAGUAUUUUGCAAGAAAUCGAUACAGAAAUGCAUUCACAGCAAAUUGUAUCUCCUGAACAAGAUUCUGCAUCUGGCAGCAAUAUCGGGGAUGUAAUAAACAAAACAACAACCACACAAACAUCGAAAUCCAACAAUCCAAAUGAGGACGACUUAAAAUUAACGACGACGAGCAUUUUACCAAACAAUCUAUCGCUGAUUGGUCAAAAAUGUGGUGGUGGCGAUGAUGGAAUGAUGAAUAUAGACAGUUUUUCGCAGGCAUCCACAUUGGAGUUUACCGAAGAUCGACGUGAUGUAGACGACUUAGACAAGGCUAUUAAUCUGGAUGAAAUAUCUGAUGAUGGCGAUCAAAGCAAAGAGGAGGAAAAGAAAGGCAUACAGAAAAGACAAAGACCUACGACACUCGAUUUACCAGUUAGGAAGAUCAAUUUGUAUGCAACAGCUGGACAAACUCCACCUGGCUCACGCAUCUAUGAUCAAGGAACGUCAAGUUCUGAGGAAGAGACACCUGACGAGAAGGUAAAUGAAAUAAAAAGUGAUGAGGAAUUAAAUUUCAAUGACGGUGCUGGUCACACGCCACCAGAACGAUCUGAUCGUGAAGUUGGUUUUGAUAAUAAUGGAGUUGUUGGUGGAGGUGAUGCUUGUAGCUCAUCAGACAUAGAAACUGCAAAUGUCGGUGAUGAACCAAUGAUUGCUUCAGAAAGUACAGAGGUCGAAGUUAAAAUUCCACCAUCAAAAAUACCAGAAAUAUUAACAGCACCAGAAUCUGCAACUGCAUCGGCAUGUGCACCCGCACCAGAGCUAACAAACAUACCAAUCGCUGUUAGUAAUGAUAUGUCUGUAAAUAAUAACUAUAACAACAAUAAUAACAUUGGAAAAGUCCCUCCAAUAUGGGUGCCAGAUCAAGAAGCAAAUGCAUGCAUGCAAUGUCAGCAUAAGUUUACUUUACUAAAAAGACGUCAUCAUUGUCGGGCAUGUGGCCAAGUUUUAUGUUCGGUGUGUUGUUCACAAAAAUUUAAAUUAGAGUUCCUUUCAAAUCUAGAAUCACGGGUUUGUGUGCAGUGUUUUCUCAUUUUGACAAAACUCACACAACAACAAAAACAACAAAUCGACGACCAACAAAUGAAUUGCUCCAACACCACCACCACCCCAUUAAAUCCACAACAAACAACUUCAUCACCAAAUCCCAAUAAUCCUAUGGAAUAUUGUUCAAAAAUUCCACCUUAUCGUCAAGUAAAUCAACAAGCUAUAUCAUCUUAUCCAACUGUAAUUGUUCCAGUGGGUGUUUUAAAAAAAGAAGGCAGCGCAGCUAAAAGCCGCAAACGUAAAUCUGUUAUGUUUAGCGAUGGUAUACGACCAGGAAGCGAUUUGGCUAGUUUAGAUGGUAGAUGGAGUGAUGCUAAACAUGCACGUAAAUCGAAUUCAGCAAACAAUCUCAAUACAUCAGAUAAUCUAUCUGAUGAAAGUAACAAAAUCAUCUCAAGAAACAAUUCCAAAUCGAUUGUUUUAAUGGAUGAUGGAAAAGGUUGCUACAUACCACCAACAGGUGAACACACCUUGCCCCCAAUAGUAAUUUCAAAGAAGUCGGAAAAACUUUACCAAGAAGUAACAAAUAACGCAGAUCUUAUCAAAAGAUUACAAACCGAAAGUUUGAAAUUUGUUAUACAAACUAACUUUUUUGUUUUUGUUAAAAUAUCUCAUUUAAAAUGUUGCAUUAACAAGACAGUUAUAAACUUUACAACUUGUGGUUUGAAUAAUGUUGGCAAUGAUGAGAUAAUAAUUCUACUCGAGCUUGAUAAUUCAAAUAAAAUCCCCAAGGAUAUAUUUGUUCAUUUAAAUGAAAUCUACUGGGAAGCGAGCCGUGGUCAUCCAAUAACAGAACUUGGUUUCUCGAUGCCAAAACACUUACAUUUUCUUGGCUCACGAGAACAUGGGGGUUUCCUUUUCAUUCGGUCGACUUUUCAAUGCUUGCUUGAUGUUCAUGUUCCAUCACCACCAUUUCUGAUUGGAGUGCUGAUCCAUCGAUGGGAAGUACCAUGGGCGAAAAUAUUUCCAUUGAGAUUAAUGUUACGUCUUGGUGCCCAAUAUCGUUACUAUCCUUCUCCACACAUAUCAGUUAGAGAACGUGAGCCUGUAUAUGCAGAAAUUGCACAGACAAUAAUAAAUCUAUUAGCAGAUUUCCGAAAUUACACGUAUACCAUUCCGACAAUAAAAGGAAUGUAUAUUCAUAUGGAAGAUAGAAGAACAAAUAUUCUCAUACCACGCAAUCGAUUAGAUGAGGUCGUUAAGGCUAUUAAUAAUUCUAGUGAUCAUAUUCUCGCAAUGGGAGCUAACUUUUCAAAAAAUGCCGACGGUCAUUUGGUUUGCAUACAAAAUAUUAAACUUCAAAAUGGUGAUUCACAUGCUUACUCAACUCAAGCUAUAAACAUCCAAGGUCAACCCAGAAAAGUAACUGGUGCAAGUUUUUUUGUUUUUAAUGAAGCAUUAAAAACAACUAGUGGACUUUCUGGCAAAUGCAGUAUCAUAGAAGAUGGUUUAAUGGUUCAAAUUUUACCAUCAAAAAUGGCUGAAAUUCGACAUUCGCUUCUGAAUAUGAAAGACAUUAAUAUAGUUUGUGGACCAAUUGACGCUGAUGAACAACAAACUGAAGUGGUUUAUGUACAAUGGGUGGAUAACGAUGUGGAAAUUAAUAUAGGGGUAAGAUCUCCAAUUGAUGCAAAGAAAAUGGAUGGAAUACCAAGCAUAAGAGUGCAUUCAGGUAUAACAUUAUCAAAUAAUAAUCACAUUCUAAAAUGGACCGAAGUAUUUAUAAUCGAGAUGAGCGGAGACAAUGGAAUGUGUAAGAAUACAGUUGAUGUGUCCAAAGUGUCUGAACAAAUUGCAAAAAAUGCAUCUAUAGCACUUUUACCAUUUUUGGAUUUACUUGUGGCCAACGGAAGUGUUAAAAUUGGACUAAGAGUAACACUAAACAAUGACAAUGUUUGCUAUGAAGCUGGUAGUCAAAACGAGAAAUUACCUCCAUUGUAUAUGAAUGCCCUUGACAAUGAAUUAAUUCCAACAUUGCAUAAGCAAGCCAAUGAUAUUGGUAAAAUUAUAGUUUUAGAGUUGACUUUUCAUAUUCUAAAUGUACAUAUUAAUGUGUAAACACGAGUCAUUAACUAACACACAAAAAAAAUAAUAAUAAACAAAUAAUAAUAAUGUAAAGUAUAUUUAAUCAAACAUAGUCUGAGGUAUUUAAGGAUAUUUUGUUAAAUAAAUGUGUAUCGAUUAAAAAAAAUAUAUAUAUAUAUAUAAACUUUACGAAAUGUUUUUCUUUUGAAUUUAUUAUUUUUUGAAUCUCAUUAAAAAUAUGAAUAUUAAAUAAUAAAAUUGUCAUUAUAUAAAUGUUGUGUUUGUAAAUUGAUUUCUAUAUAAAAUUUUAUGUUACAAAAUUGAUCAUAGUAAUUAAUCUAUGUGAAAAUAAUAUAAUUAACCACCCCCGGAAAGGGAGGCAAUUAAAAAAUUCAUAAAUUACGUUUAAUUUAAGACUUAUUUAAUUUUAUGUUUUAUUUUGCAUUGGAUAAAAGAAAUACAGUUAUCAUUUACUCGAAA